Baudoinia panamericana UAMH 10762 is the source of this 558-nucleotide messenger RNA. RefSeq lists its product as uncharacterized. The transcript has a single exon. Bases 105 to 419 code for a protein of 104 amino acids. Lineage: Eukaryota; Fungi; Ascomycota; Dothideomycetes; Mycosphaerellales; Teratosphaeriaceae. The record is from RefSeq and is a predicted model, not a curated record.
CCCUCACUUCGUUGGUGGUAUGCUUAAGGAGCCGCAUUUCUAUUGACCUUCGCAGAUAGACGGCACGUUGUUGAAGGUGAUUCGCUGGUGCUUGCGGUUCAGUGAUGUGCGUGUGUGACGGCAUGAAUGGGACGCGCCCAGGAGCCCAGGAACCCAAGAGCCAAGUCGUGGCAACGAUCGAAAAAGCUACCAUCUACCGUGGUGUAGUCGAAAGACGCGUCAUAACGGCUGGACAAGAACACACGAGAGGUCACCGAGGCCAUCACGGCGAAGUUCUCAGUGCUGUUCGCUCCCUGGCUCGCUGUUUGCAUUCAGAUCGCGCGUGUGGCCAAGGGCUUGGACACGCGACCAUGAAGUCUGCCAAUCCCUCGCCGAGCAACGUCCCAUCCCAUCUCAAGCAAACUCAAAGUCUUGUAUAGUACCCUCUAUCGCACACGUGGGCCAGCCUCGAAGUGUGAGCGGACGACCUGGAUAUGGGACGAUGAAGCCGCAGCUCAUCAACAGAUGCUUUUGCUUCUGCCAACGACCGCUUUAGCGAUGCUGCGGUGCUUCUAGCAU